Molecule: messenger RNA, 819 nt
Organism: Funneliformis mosseae
Lineage: Eukaryota; Fungi; Glomeromycota; Glomeromycetes; Glomerales; Glomeraceae
Source: the annotation of a GenBank genome assembly
AUGGCUGAUGCAGCUGCCGAUGUGACAGAUUCUAUUCUUUAUGGAGUAGAAGUAGCUUCUCACGCUGUUGAGGCAAUUGAUUCAGAAAAAGAAGAUAAAAUUUUAAAGGAAGACAUCGAAGAACUUUUAAAGUUUCAAACAGCUUUGGCGGAAAGUAUCGCUGACGUGGGUGAGAAAAUGACUAGUGUAGACGAAAAAAUCGUUGGAGCUAACGACAAAGUGGAAUUGGUUAUCGAGAAAGUCAGUGAGAUGCAAAACACUAUCGAGAAAGUCAGUGAAAUGCAAAUCACUAUGCAAAAUUUGAUGAAUAAUCAAAAGAAUGAAAAAAGCAAUCAAGACAAAAUUGAUAUUAUAUUUAAUGAAUCCCUACUUCCAUUCGAAUAUUAUGAAGAGGCUGAUGAACCACCUCGAAGUGAUAGAUUAAGAAAAUUUAUUCAUGGUCAUCGAGAACCCUUUACAUCCGGUAACAUUAUUCCAGAACAAUAUAAAUCUCUCGUAAAUAGAGCUGUCGAUCAAAAUCCAGGUCGAAGACCUAUCUUCUCAAAAAUGUUGACAGAUCUUAAAGAUAUCUUUAAUAAUUAUACUCAACAUCCCAUAAGCCGUUCCGGUUCUUUAAAUAACGGUAGACCUCCUUUACCUCCUCCCGUCCGAAAAUUGACUGUCCACACGAUUGCGGCAGCAGAUGAAGAUUGUGCUAUUGAUUUCAAUAGUAUUAAUUCGAUGAGCCUUGAAAAGGCAAUUGACGAACACAAAAAAAACAGUACGGAUAAAAAUUCUCUAUUAAAUUUAAAUCAAGAAUAUUUGAAAGUUAGUCUAUGA